CGCUGUUGUCGGCGCUUUAAGUCUUGAGGAGGGAACAUGAAGGCAUCCGAGAAACACUUAAAUUGCUGUUGAGGAGAAGCUGCUGAAACCUGCAGGAUGAGAGGACGCUGCGCUGGUCAUGACACUUGAGGUCCGCGCUUUAUCCACAUCCAGGAUUCAAGCAGAACACUGACACAAACGGCUCUGAUAGAAGACAGGUCGGGGGUCGGCCCCGCCAGCAUCAAGGCAGAGCCCUGCGACUUCGCCAUACAUGUACAAGAAGUGCUGGGGGGCGCGAUCCCAGGCAGGUCAAAGGACUUAGAUCCGAGUUAUAUGACAAGCAAAGUUGCUCACGGUACCACAGUUUCAGAAAGAGUUCAAGGAGAGAAACCGGUGGGGAUACUGUCCCCUGUCAGACCAAUGGGGGGUGAGGGAACCCCGGUGAAAGGCAAACCCCUCUCUGUUGACAGUAUGGAUAAUCCUCAAAUGGCUAUGAACAAUAAUCCAAAGGAUGCUGGUGCCGAUGACAGUGCAAAGGGGGUUCUUGGCACUGCAUCCAUUGAACUCUCUUCUGAGGGCAAGUGGAGGAACAUCAGAAAGACCCCCGCAAGUCCACAUGCGCAAGCCAACUGUCUCCGGCAGAUUCUCCUCCUCCAACUGGACCUCAUUGAGCAACAGCAGCAACAGCUGCAAUCAAAGGACAAGGAGAUAGAUGAGCUCAAAGCAGAUAAGGACACGCUACUUGCACGUAUUGAACGGAUGGAGCGCCGGCUCCAGCUCACAAGGAAGGAUGGGCCUCGUGAUAAGCGCCUUUUCCAGCCCCUGGAGACUUGGACCCCAGACAAGGAGGACAUGUGGGAUCUGGACAUAGAGGAGAGUCCACAACCCAACCCAGCCACUCCGCUGCUCUUCAGUCGAGGUGGCAAAGGUCAAAAACGGAAAUCAUGUUUUGGAGAUGGAAAAGUUCAGAAAUCUCGGGGUAAAAGUGCAAAAGCUAGCCCCCAGAAGUUUGAAAUUGAACCUGGUUCCCCCAACCAGAGAGAGCUGCGCAGUAAGGAAACCCCAGAGAAGACUAUUCCUAUGUGUUCAGGGGCAGAAAGGGACAGUUUGCUCCCAUGCAAAGAGGAGUCUGACCUGAGCUGUCAGAUGGAGGAUCUGCCCUUCAUGUCUACCACAGAGAUGUAUCUGUGUUGUUGGAACCAACCUCCUUUAUCCCCUCUGCGUGAGACUUCCCCCAAAAAGGAGGAAGAGGUGGCCAGUGAGUGGACUCCUCAUGUAGUACAUGAUAUGCUGAUUGUUUUUCCCUCUUGGAGGGAAAACUACAUUGAGCCCCUGGAUGAGGAAUCCUCUUUUAAUCCCCCCGAGCCGCUGGACGACGGCGUGUUCCUGAAACGCCACUCGAAACUGGAGCUGGAUGAGAAGAGGAGGAAAAGGUGGGACAUCCAGCGAAUCAGAGAGCAACGCAUGUUCCAGCGUCUGCAGCAGCGCAUGAACAGGAAGAAAGUGGUCCAGGAGAUGGAGCCCGAGCUGUCGUCCUUCUAUCCCGACACUGAAGAUGUUGAAUCCAUAGUGAUCACUCCCUUCUUGCCUGUGGUUGCGUUUGGACGGCCAUUGCCCAAACUAGCUCAACAGAAUUUUGAGCUGCCUUGGCUGGAUGACCGAAGCAGAUGCCGCAUCGAGGUGCCCAAGAAGCACACGCCUCACCGGACCUGCCGGAAGUGAAGCCCCUCCAGCAGCACCAGCAGAUCGCUGCUGCUCCACGCCUGGGUCAGGGAGAUGCUCCGUUCGGCUGGGACAUGUCACCAGAGUACUGUUGCUUCUAGUCCACAGAGCAGGAAACACCUGCUACAUGUCACCACAGAGCAGAAAACUGGACGCUGAUGGAGAAGAGGAGGUGCUUGAUGCCGCAAAGCCGCUUUCCAUGUCAGCAGCUGUCGUGUCGGGAGUUCUGUGCAUGUUCUGAAACGUGUUUUUCAAGUUGCAAACUCCUUAAUUGACUUUUAAUCUGCCAAAGUGGAGGUCCGGUCAGUUUUAUAUGUGUAGUGCAGACGGGUUAAACUGAUGACUUAAUCUUGAGCAUUUGGAGGAGUUCCUUCUUUUUUCCCCCCCUCACCAUUUCAGUUCAAAAUCAAACUUGGACUCUUCAUCAAAAUCAAAUCAGCCGCAUUGUCUUGCUGUGGGUAGUUUUACCGGCACGUCCUCCCUGCCGUGUCACAGUCUGACUGUAUCGUGCUGUGUGUUGCCUCAUAUCGUACGCACUCGCAUUCGAGAGGAUCAUAUCAGUGUGCAGUGUGAUGUUUGGAGUCGGCAGGAUCACACCCAUUUUUUAAGAACUUGGGUCUUGAUUCUUGAACCAGUCCCGUGUAAUUAAGCUGGUCAGCAGCAAAAGAAACGAAAAGCUGUUCUACAUCAAUGGAAGGACAGGGAAAGAUGGGCGGUAUACUGGGCUUUAAUUCAAUCUGUUUAGUUUCUUUUGUUCUUAUUUUCAUGUGAAUUGCAUGAACUCUAUUUACCUGUUACAGAAAUAAUAUGGUAGCAUGGUUUGACCUCAACAUGGACAAUAAUCUCACUACAAAGCAUGACUUUUUAUGCUCUGGCAGGCGAGGACAGCGGCGUGAGCACCCUCAUCCUGCGGUGAUGUUCAUGCUCCCGGUCUUAACACUUCUAUUCACCGGAUAUUACGCAAGUUCUGUAUAUAUGUUGGUCAGGGGAGCCCUUUUAGAUGAGUUCUGAGCGUUCUAGCUGUGCUCUCUAACAUGCAACCAGUUAAUCUCUCUCUUAUCUAAUCUCGGUCUCGACCUCUGAGCGGCUCCUGCAGGCUCUCCUUCUUCGCGGCGUUUGUUCAGACUUCUGCAGCUUCUGUGCUUCAGCUUCCAGCCGCUCGUUUGGCAGACUUUGUUUUUCUGUACAUAGCUUUCGGAAACAGAUGUACAUAAAACAUGGCUGUUAUUUUUUUAUUAUUUAAUGUUGGAAGUGUUGAGUACAUUCAAUAUUGUUCUAUGAUUGUAUGUUCAAAAAUUGACAUUUUCAAAAUAAUUUUUUUUUCUUUUGGAAUAAAAUGAAUAUGUCUAUGAUA
Messenger RNA from Cololabis saira (Pacific saury), 3055 nucleotides. RefSeq names its product MSL complex subunit 1b (gene msl1b). The record is from RefSeq and is a predicted model, not a curated record. The transcript is spliced from 9 exons. Gene Ontology annotation, cellular component: MSL complex. Bases 313 to 1701 code for a protein of 462 amino acids. NCBI's taxonomy places the organism in Eukaryota, Metazoa, Chordata, Actinopteri, Beloniformes, Belonidae.